AUGCUUCGAGUUGAGAUUCGACAAAAAGCCAAAGACUUGGUCUUCAACUCAUACUUGCCUUUCGUGGAGAGCAAGGCCAAGGAGAUGAUCAAGAGCGAGAAGAGAAACCUCGAGAUGCACACAUACUCUCACGGCUCUGACACUUGGGAAACCAAGAGCCUCGAGAACCAUUCAACCUUUGAAACGAUUGUUAUGAAGGAAGAGGUCAAGCGUGGCCUCAUCGACGAUCUUGAUCGGUUCAUGAGAAGGAAAGAUUUCUACAACAAAGCUGGGAGACAUUGGAUGAGAUACUUGCUGCAUGGUCCACCUGCGACCGGGAAGACUAGUCUAGUGGCUGCUAUGGCUAAUUAUCUCAACUUCGAUGUCUAUGACCUAAAGCUCUCUCGAGGGGUGAAAAGUGACUUUGAUCCAAGGAGAAUAAUUCUAAGAGUCAAGGACAGCGCGAUUCUCGUCGUAGAGGAUAUAGACUGCUCCUUCGAGGGAUCGAUCGACGUCGACAUUAUCGCAACUGUUAAGUAG
This is a messenger RNA of Arabis nemorensis, 519 nucleotides long. The record is from the annotation of a GenBank genome assembly. NCBI's taxonomy places the organism in Eukaryota, Viridiplantae, Streptophyta, Magnoliopsida, Brassicales, Brassicaceae.